Molecule: messenger RNA, 684 nt
Organism: Camellia sinensis
Lineage: Eukaryota; Viridiplantae; Streptophyta; Magnoliopsida; Ericales; Theaceae
Product: putative mitochondrial protein AtMg00310
Source: RefSeq, a predicted model, not a curated record
AUGACGGCUUCACAUGAUUAUUGGGCUUCUUUAUUCAUUCUCCCUAAGAAAGUGGUAAGGGAGAUUGAAUCUUGUUUGAGGGUUUUCUUUUGGAAUGGUCCUGAUUUGAAAAAGAUCGGAGCAAAAGUUGUUUGGGUGCACCUUUGCGUCCCUCAGAAUGAGGGUGGUCUAGGGUUUAAAUCUAUUGAGGUGUGGAAUAAAGCUGCUAUUGCCAAGCAUGUUUGGUUUUUGCUGUCAGGGGGUGAGCAAUCCAUGUGGUGUCAAUGGGCUAAGUCUUAUUUGUUAAAGGGUAUAAGUUUUUGGUGCCUCAAAGUUCCUAGUGACCCUUCCUGGGUCUGGAGAAAGCUUCUUGAUUUGAGGAGUAUUAUUGCUCCCCUGAUUAAAUAUAAUGUUGGUAAUGGGAAGACAAUUUUCUUGUGGUUUGACAACUGGCUCCCUCUUGGGCCUCUUUUUAAUAGAUUUGGAGACAGAGUUAUUUCUGACUCUGGGAUCCAGAAGUUUGCUAGAGUGGAGUUUGUUAUCUAUGGCUCUAGGUGGAAAUGGCCUGUGUGUCAUAAUUGGGAGUUGAAUGAGAUUAAAGUUGUUGUCCCGACGGAUAUGAAGCCUUCUUUAGUGAAUGAUAAGGUGGUGUGGCUGUCAUCUUCUGAUGGGCAAUUCUCCAUUAAGUUUGCUUGGGAUGAGUGA